Molecule: messenger RNA, 297 nt
Organism: Rotaria sp. Silwood1
Lineage: Eukaryota; Metazoa; Rotifera; Eurotatoria; Philodinida; Philodinidae
Source: the annotation of a GenBank genome assembly
AUGGUGUACAUUCGAAGUCAUGUUAAACUUGUUAUUUCACCAUUAUCUGGAAUAUUUAAUAUUUUAAAUACACUUCGAUAUAUAAUUGAUAAUCGAGAAAAUAUUGUUCAAAUAAAACCGUUAAGUAAAGAAUUAGCUACAACUGUAUUAAAAGUUUGUUUAGCUCAUCAACAUCGAACAAUAACAAAUACAUACUGGACAUUAGUACAUGAACGUCUUGCUAAAUCUAAUACUCUAUUAUAUGUUAAAUUAGUGUUUAAUGAAAUUGCAUUAUGGAAAUCUUAUAUAAAAAUGUAA